Molecule: messenger RNA, 4365 nt
Organism: Toxotes jaculatrix (banded archerfish)
Lineage: Eukaryota; Metazoa; Chordata; Actinopteri; Toxotidae
Gene: pelp1
Product: proline, glutamate and leucine rich protein 1
Exons: 19
Coding region: 8-3829 (1273 amino acids)
Biological process (GO): rRNA processing
Cellular component (GO): nucleus
Source: RefSeq, a predicted model, not a curated record
AGGCAAGAUGGCUACAUCGGCUUGGCUGCAUGGCCCAUCUGCUAUGCGACUAACAGAGGGUUUGGUGUCGGUUCUGAAAGAACACCGUCCAGAGUAUUUACCUGCUUUAUUGGCCAACUACAGGGAACAUGGCGUGUUCCCGACACAGAGUCCGAGCGCCGUCGGAGGUCUCGUGGGUUUUAGCAAUGCCAAACUGGGCUCGAGCAAGACCAGAUUUGAGGGUCUCUGCCUGCUCUCCAUGCUGGUCAAAGACAGCUCCAGUGAUCUGUUCGAGCAACACUGCAUUUCCUGGCUACGUUCCCUUCAGCAGGUCAUACAGUCUCAGGCUCCAGUUCAGACUAUCCAGCUGGCGGUGAACAUUCUGAGGGAUUUGCUGCAGUACUCAUCCCAGUUAGCAGAGCUGGCUAGGGAAGUUGGACUCAACUCCAUCCUGGGCAUCCUGACGUCUCUGCUGGGCCUGAAGACAGAGUGUGAGCUGUCAGCCAUGGAGGGGAUGAUAGCCUGCAUGACUUACUACCCCAGAGCCUGUGGAUCCCUCCGGGACAAACUGGGAGCCUAUUUCCUCUCCAAAAUGGAUAGUACAAACAAGAAAACACAAGAGAUGGCUUGUCAGUGUUACGGUCGCUUGCCCUGCCUGGGGGGCCUGUUGGACAGAGGGGUGGGUGCUGGCAGAGCUGAGGGCUGGACCAAUCAGAUUCACUGCCUACUGGCCUCAGCCAACGGCCUACUGGCUCAGAUCUACCAGGGUUCAGAAACAGAUGGAACAGUGCAAUACGAAGGUCCGGGGGUGGAGCUGGCCUUUUCUCAUCUCGACCAAUCAGAUCCCAUGCUGCUGCUGCAGCUCCAGCACAGAUACACCGCUGUCUGCCUUGCACUCAAACACACGCUCAGGGUGGAUCCAGCCUCAGCUGUGCGUCUGCCUGUCAGACCAAUACUCAACCUGGUGUGCCGAGCCCUCGCUGUGAGCUCAAAGAGCAUAAAUACAACAGGAGAUGGAAGUGUGAGGAUGCUGGUGCUGCCCAUAAUACACACCAACACACUGGAGGUCCUAUCAGCUCUUAUCACAGCUGUACGGAGUGGCAUGGUUCAAUACAGUGUAGUACUACAGAGGCUGUUUUCUCAAACCCUGUCUGCCUGGACACCUCUACAUGAAGCCAGUCUGGGACAGCAGAGAGCCUACAGCUCAGUGCGGGUAUCAGUGUACAGAACCUUAGAGCUCUGGGUCCAGGUGGCUGGAGCCUGUGCCAACAUUCUUCAGGGAAGCCCAGGCCACUCAGAGCUCCUGUUAAGCCACCUGCUUGGUGACAUCACACCAGGGGCGGAGUCUGUCAAGCUGCGGGCAGGCCUGUCAUCUGAUGUGGUUCCGGGAGGGAAACCAGGUCCUCGGAGGACGAAGCCUUUGGUCAUAGCAGACGCAGGUGGGCCGUUACUCCAGAGGAAAGGAGAUCUUCUGGCCAAUCAAGAUACUUGCCUUUCAGCCCUCAGAGCACUGAGACAAAUCAUACUGACAAGUGGUACACUGCUCAAAGAUGAUAUACACAAGCGUCUCCACGACGUGGUGCUGCCACUGAGCGUGCGUCUGCAGCAGCAGCAGUCCAGCAGUAGCACUGCAUGCGAAUCUGCAGGGGGCGUCAGUGGGCAGUACAGCAGUGCCCUCACCCGACGCGAGCUGUACAGGUUAUUGCUGGCUCUGGUCUUGGUCCCAUCACCCUGUUGGCCACCACCUCUGACCUGCGCUGUCUCCAUCUUCAGCAACGGACGCACAGACCGCAACCUCAAGGUCUCUGCAUUCUGUAGUGAGGCUCUGACCAUCUGUAACUCCCUCCUCCAUCCCCGCACUCCCUCCAUCGUCCUCCCUUUACCACCCCUCAACCUGAAACCCACCCCCACCGUUCCAGUCCUCCCAUCCUCCCAGGGACCUACCCCUGGACUGACAUUGCCAACACUUUUAGGAGGCACUGCCCCCGGUCCUCCCUUCCCCACCCGCCACUCCCUCGGCCUGGGCCCUGCUUCCCUGCUGGGCUCUCUAGAGAACCACCUCUCCCUGGUCCCAGGGCUGCCAGGUCAGGCCCCCACACCAGCAGACAUGAUCCUUUCCCCUCACACACACCACCUGUCGGACCAGACUGGGCUGGGUCCUCCAGAAGGGCAGCGGCCGGUGUUUGUCCGCUAUGAAAAAGAGGAAGCGGAGGAUGUGGAGAUCUCUUUGGCCAGUGACUCAGACGACAGCGUGGUCAUCGUUCCUCCGGGGAUGCUCAACAUGGAGAACCAGCAGGAUGACACAGCAGUAGCAACAAACUCCCAGAACAUGACCUCUGCUGCACCAGGGGGCGCUACAGUCACACUACCUGGAGGAGAGUGCGUUACUAUGGUUCCCACCACUGCAGCAUCAACCACAAUAGAUGGCAUCUCGCUUUCCAACAACCUCGCCACCUCAUCCCCCCUCCUCACCACUUCCACCACCCCCAUCAACUCAUUCCCUCCCUCCAGCACCUCAGUGGUUUCCCUGGUUCCACCUUUGAACUCCAGCACACUCACAGCUCCACCAGGGAGUCUGGGGGACUCGAUGCCUGGUCGACCCCAGCUCCAGCAGAUGCUGAUGCAGCCCGCCACACCAGGGCAGUCCGGUCCCAUGGGCCUGCCACUCCAGAUGCACCAGCUGCAGAAUCAGUUGAGUCAGCAGGGGCGGCACCUCCAUCAGCAUCAACCACCACCCGCCAGCAACGAAGACUCAGCCGUCAUCAACAUCAACAGCACUGACGAGGAGGAGGAAGAAGAAGAGGACAUGGAGGAUGAUGAAGAGCUGGAGGAGGAAGAGGAAGGGAUGGAUGAGGAGGACGAGGAGGAGGAAGUGAGUGAUUUUGCUGAGGAGGAGUUCUAUGAUGGAGAGGAUUAUGAGGAUUAUGAUGAAGAAGAGGGGGAAGAGCUGGAGGAAGAGGAGGAGGAGGAGGAUGGGGACAUACCUCCACUGGAAGGGGCAGAGGACAAGGCUGGAGAGGUGGGUAUGGAGGAGGGGAAGGUGCUCCAAGCAGCAGCGGAUGAGGGAGGCAUGGCUGGAUUCAGCAUGGAGGGAGACGAAGAAGGAGGGAUAGAGGAGAUCCAGACCAAUAGAGUGCUGUUUGGAGAAGACAGGAUGAAGGUGCAGGAGGUGGAGAGCAUCGGAGUCCUGGAGGAGGCGCGGGGCGGCGAGGGAGAGGAGGAUGAAAGUGAAAGGAUGGAUGACCCCACCAUGCCACAGAUCCUCUGCGUAACAGGAGGAGCACUGGAGGAGAGGGAGGAAGCAGAGGCAGAGGGAGGGGGAGCUGGAGGAGAAGUGGUGCAGGAGGAGGCCGGCUCUUGGGAGCAAGGAGCCAAUGAGGUUGAGCUGACAGCCUCAUCAGAAGAACGCACAACCAAUCAGAAUCCACAGGAGUCAAGGGCUGAACCAGCACAGGAAGCCAGCGUGAGCGAUAACCAGUCGUGCGGUCAUCAGGAGGAACAGCCAACGGCUGCUCAAGAGGGAGACUCAGCAGCAGCUGCAGAUCCUGAGACGUCAACACUUCCAAAUACUGAAGAGCAAGAGGAGACAAAGGCAGAGAAAAGAGACAAAGUGGAAGCAGAGCAGCAAGAGACAGAGGGAGGAGGACGAGGGGGAGGGGAGGGGAGUGACGGAGAGGAGGGGAAAGGAGUGAAGAGGAAGAGAGAGGAGGAGGCGCACAAGGAGGAAGAGGCGGGACAAAGCACUGAGAAGAAAAAGCUGGACGACGAAGCCAUGGCCUCCAUGUUGGCUGACUUCGUCGCCUGUCCGCCCGACGAGGAAGACGGCGCCUCUGGAUCGAACCGCUCAUAAACAUUUGCCAACCCAAAACGAUGUCGUUGAUCACUGCGGAUGCAGCAGCUAACUGCUAAGAUACUCAAUCAUUAGUCAGAUUUCCCAAGAUGUAGUUACCUCAUAACACAACUCCUGUUCUCUCAUUCUUCACAUCAUACUGGUAGAAUGUGGCCUCCAGGUUUCUUUCUUUUAACGUUGUUGCCUGACUUCCAGCUACACUAUGUGGGGUGUGGUAAUCUUUGGUUAAAGCCUUUCUGUUUUCAGACUUUGUACUGUGUCACACCACCCAGCUUGUAAUUUACACAAACUAAUUUUCCAUCAGCUAAAAGAUACAGAUAGAUUUUUUUUUUUUUCUACAGUCCCAAGUACUGCCGCCCAGCAGGGAGGUGGAGCUCUAUGAAUCUAUCUCAUCCUCUGUUCUUGUGUAUGGUACAUAUUAUCUUACAGUUAGUGUUUGAAGUGGUUCCCUUGGAUUUAUAUGUACCUUUUGUGCUCUUCAUGUUUUGUCAUUACUGUUAUACGCUUUGUUAUAUAAAAAAAAAAAUCAAAGUACA